AUGGGGAAGACCAAGGGUAUUCGAAUGCGCCAUCCACUGGCCUACGAUCAGGUCAAGCUAUGCGAUCUCACACUCGACAUCGAAAAUCCAUGGAAUGAUUGCAGAGCGUUUCCCGAAAAGCUGGACGAAAAAGAUAUCUUCCCCGUCGACGAGCUGAACCUCGAAGCUAUUCAGUCCCAAGUCAGGGAGGCAAAUGCCCAGGCCCAGUUGGCCGCCUUUCUCGGCGCACAGGCCAACUUUGCGUCCAAGACCACUCAGCGAGAGUCGGUUGGUAGGGCACGCUGCUAUCGUAUUCGUAACUCUGGAGAUAAGUUCAAACAGGCGUGCAAAGAUCCCCAGGUCAGGGAGUGGCUCACUGAAUACCACAUCAAGAGCGGCUUGCCCGUGUACAUGAUUGUCGGACUGUACACUUACGAGAAGGCGCAGGUGGGAGAGGCCGCAACCAUGACAGCCGGACUGUCUGGUAAAGGAGGCUCUGGAGCCAUCAGGGGCGAAGGUCAGAUUAAAAGUGAGGGGCAUCAUGCCACACUAUUCACAACGGCGAGUGAGAGCAUUUUCGCCAUGGAGUACCGAAAGCUGAAGAAACAGUGGCUCUCCAAAAAUAUUGAUAAAGCCGUGCUGGAGCAAGGCAACUGUUGGGAAGUAUUCUGGGGCAUGCGGAGCAAGUUGGACAAAGAAAGCCUGGAUGACCAGCGACUUGUGGAGGUGGAGUUGACCGAUGAAGAUGCAGAAGAUGUAGACGACCCGGAAACCUUGUUUGAUGCAGAUAGUUACGACGACUGA
Messenger RNA from Endocarpon pusillum Z07020, 783 nucleotides. RefSeq lists its product as uncharacterized. The transcript has a single exon. Bases 1 to 783 code for a protein of 260 amino acids. The record is from RefSeq and is a predicted model, not a curated record. Lineage: Eukaryota; Fungi; Ascomycota; Eurotiomycetes; Verrucariales; Verrucariaceae.